AAAAUAAGCAACCUUACUUCUAUGUCCAUCUUUCUGCUGUUGGAAUUCUCAGAUGCCCAAGAGCUACACAUCUUCUACUUCUGUGUUUUCCUGGCAAUAUAUUUGAUAACAAUCUUAGGGAAUAUUCUCAUCGUUGUUUUAGUUGCUUUUGAGCACCACCUACAUACCCCCAUGUACUUCUUCUUAAUGAAUUUGGCCAUGCUGGACAUUGGAACAAUUUCUGUCAUGGUACCAAAAUCUCUUGGUAUGUCCUUCAUGAAUAGCAGGUCAAUUUCCUCUUCUGGGUGUGUGGCCCAGGUUUUCUUUUACCUCUUCUUUGCAGCAACCAAUUUUUCUGUCCUCACUAUAAUGGCACAGGAUUGCCAUGUUGCCAUCUGCAAUCCACUCCAGUAUGAAAGAAUUAUGCACAAAGGAGCCUGCCUCCAGAUGAUAGCCAUUGCGUGGUUUACUGGUCUUCUGUAUGUCAUCUUACAUACUGGUAGCACCUUUGCCAUCUCCUUCUGCUCCAAUAUUGUCCAUCAGUUCUUCUGUGAAGUCCCACAAUUAAUUAAGCUUUCCUGCUCUGAUGUGUAUCUCAUUGAAGUUGGGCUUAUUGUACUAAGCUGUAGCAUAGGAUUAGGAUGCUUCAUCUUCAUCAUUGCAACAUAUGUGCAAAUUUUUGCCGCAGUGCUCAGAAUCCGCUCUGUGCCUGGUCAGAAGAAAGCCCUGUCCACUUGCCUCCCCCACCUCAUCAUUGUCUCAGUGUUUGUAUUCAGUUCAGUCUUUGCCUAUGCAAGUCCUCUCACUGAUGCUUCUUCUGAUCUGAACAUACCUUUUGCUGUGAUAUAUACUCUAAUUCCUCCCAUACUGAAUCCAUUCAUCUACAGCAUGCGAAACAAAGAAAUCAAGUCUGCUUUGUGGGAAAAAAUCAGAUCCGGGGCUUUACCCUAA
Varanus komodoensis (Komodo dragon) is the source of this 930-nucleotide messenger RNA. RefSeq names its product olfactory receptor 14A16-like. The record is from RefSeq and is a predicted model, not a curated record. Lineage: Eukaryota; Metazoa; Chordata; Lepidosauria; Squamata; Varanidae. Gene Ontology annotation, cellular component: membrane. Gene Ontology annotation, biological process: G protein-coupled receptor signaling pathway. Gene Ontology annotation, molecular function: odorant binding; olfactory receptor activity; G protein-coupled receptor activity. The coding region runs from base 22 to 930 and encodes 302 amino acids. The transcript has a single exon.